AUGCUUCGAUUUGCAAUAUUACUUAUAUGUAUUUUAGCACCAUUGACUGUUUCAAAAUCCAUAAAAAAACCGAGAUGUGGCGGAUUAUGUCGUAUAUAUUGUCAAUAUGGUAAUGUGCUAGAUAAAAGAGGUUGUCCAACAUGCCAGUGCAAGCCAAGUCCUUGUGGAAAUGGCCAAGCUCCAUUACCAGAUUACUUCUGUGGUCGUGGUCUUAAUCGUACAGAUUGUCCAUCGAAUUAUACAUGUGUAAUUGCACCUAAUGAUAGUUAUGCUGUUUGUUGUCCUUCUAAUGAACAAUCUGGAACAAAACCAGGUUCAUGUCCACCACCGCCCCAACUGCCAGGCAAUUGUAUUGCUAAAUGUACAACUGAUAUUGAUUGUGAAGGAAACUUCAAAUGUUGUGGUAGUUGUCCUCGUCAAUGUGUUAAACCAUUACAUUGA
Molecule: messenger RNA, 441 nt
Organism: Rotaria sp. Silwood1
Lineage: Eukaryota; Metazoa; Rotifera; Eurotatoria; Philodinida; Philodinidae
Source: the annotation of a GenBank genome assembly